Molecule: messenger RNA, 3992 nt
Organism: Siniperca chuatsi (mandarin fish)
Lineage: Eukaryota; Metazoa; Chordata; Actinopteri; Centrarchiformes; Sinipercidae
Exons: 3
Coding region: 150-875 (241 amino acids)
Source: RefSeq, a predicted model, not a curated record
AGAGAGGAGAGAUUAUCCCAGCAGAUUUGCACUUGUGAACUCAUUGAAACUCAGGUCAGAUAACGUGGGACAGAGAGAGAGAGAGAGAGAGAGAGACACUGUAAAUGAAAAGACAGAUAGGAUAGAGAGAGUCACAUGAACAUGAAGGAAUGAGAGAAAUAAUGAGGAAGAGGAAUGAGACAAACAGCAGAGCAAAAGAGGGAAAAGGGAGGAUGAAAUGGAAAGGGAGAGGCUGGCUCCCCGAUCUCCCAGCUGCAGUUGAUUACCGGCACACCUGUUCUCCAUCAUCAUCAAUUGCAGCAGUUUAUCUACUGGGCUCAUCCAUGCUUCCGGCGCCAGAUCGUCCUCCAUACAUCCACUCUCGCUCUACCGGUGACCAUUGCCUCAGUCUGCUCUUCCAAUCAUCUGGACCUCAACUACCACGCCACUCUCGCCAUCCAGCUGGUCUCUGCCUCCGGACACUGCCGGUCAAACACACCACACGCCCGGCUCCAAUGAUCUUCCGCCUGGUCGGUUCUGCCUCCCCACUACGCUUGCCAGCACGGAGACAGCUCGCCUCGUCUCCGUCCAGAGUGCCGUCAGUCACAUCUCCGACUCUGCCCAGUCGGAUCCACGGGGAGGCCACGUGUGACGCCGGAAAGGACAAAGUCAGAACAGACGCUCACACCACGUGGCCACCACAACCGAACGUCAUCAGCUUGAUUAUAGAAGGAAGGAUCCAGAAGGAGCAGAAGAAGCCGAAGUCACCCCGCGGGACCGACACCGCAUUCGGAAACAUGGAGCUCCGGAGUUUCAUCCAGGACCGAUCGCCCACCGAGUGCCUCAGAGAAAUGGCACUUCUUCUCCUCUCCUCUUCCCUCCAGGGCAACGCCUGACCUACUCAGCUAAAACAACAGAUACUUUUCCUGUGAUGUGGGAUUUGAUGCUUUAGCUUAAUAAGAACAAUUAGGAAACGUAGAUCGAAAUUAGGAUCUCACAUCAACAUAGGUAUGAGCUAAAUUACUUCAGGUGAUUUAAUAAUUCCUAGUAAUAAUCUCCCUUGACUUUCCAAAACUUGUCAGUUGCUGAACAGGGCCUAGUUUAUUUCACUGGUAACUAUUAAAAUGUGUCCACAUAGUGGUUUCCCGUGUUUAAACUAGUUAAGACCGCUUGCCAAAAUAAGCAUUUACUGCAUCAUCUGGUGUCAAAUGGUCAUUCAUUAAUUUAUUGAUUAUUCAUCGCUGUGUUCAUAUCAUUUAUUCAUUCAUGGUUACAUUUAUCCUUUUAUUUGUGUGUCUAGUACUUAUUAGUUAGUGUUUGUGUAGUCAUUAGUCCUUCACAGUGGUGGCUGAUGACUUCUGCUGAGGCUGAUUGAGGUUGAUGGAAUGAUGAGCUGAUAGAUCUGUGAAGACUGGGCAGUGGAGAUGGAGAGGCGAUAACAGUUGCAUGAAAGUACUGAAGGCAGAGAGACAAUCAUAUUUAAACUGAUGGUAAUAAGAUGAUAGGUUAACAAUGAAGGUGUGUUGCUGUGCUAUUGGAUAGAUGAGACCAGCUGAUGGAACAGCUGAUAUCCCGAUUUGUCAGCCCCAGAUAAUGACAGCAUGAAAUUUGAGUGAGCAUGCGUGAGAGUAGUGACUGGCCGGAUGGUAUGAGAAUUAACUACAACCUAAGCAUGCAGAAGUAUAGUCUUCCUCACUGAACGUUUGCUAGAGCUUCAUUAACCCUCUGGGGUCUGAGGGCAUCUUCUCAAUUGUACAUAUCUUAUGAAUUCACCUUUUAAAGGCACUUAACAGAACAUGAUACUUGUGUUUUUAUAUCAAAAUGUGCAGAAAAACCUCAGCUCUCUGUAUAAUGAGGCACCACUUGUUCUAGAGCAUUGUGUAAAGAGAUCAUUUUGCCCUAAACAUGAAAAGAUGAAGUCCGAUUUUUAAAAUUCUUCAAAUCUCUUGUGAAAACAUACUCAUAUGGACACAUUGUUUUGGUGCUUGAAAUGGGUUUACCAAAGUCUUAGGUUCACAAACGUAGUGGAAUAUAUGAAUAAAAUAGUAGAUAAAUGCAUAAUAAAUGUCUAAAAUGACAUUUUGUAAUAUCGUUUUUUGAGUACAAGUGUUGUCUGUGACUCUACUUUCUAAAUGUUAGAGGGACUGAGAUAAAAUGGGACGGAAUAAUGACUUCAUACAACCUAUCAAGCUUCAUGGGAUGUGUGCAAAUGAAAAAUUAUGAUUACAACUGUUUUUUUCUUAUAUAUAUAUAUAGAAAUCCACACUGAUAUAACACACUAUUUACAAUAUUUACAUAAUGUGCAUGUUUUCAUGUUUCACGUUCAAGUUCUUUUUCAAACCAAGAGCUAACCAAAGCCAAGACAAACAGCUUGAAUCCCUGUCAUCCCAGUUUUAGCCUUUGAGGCGACCAUUCUUUCAUCCACAACCACGUCUGUGUGAGGAUGAUAAAAUGUCUUGCACGCAUUCUUGAUGGUGUCCAUCAGGGGUUUUAGUCGGAAGAGUUUGUUAUGUGCCCUUUGUCAUUAUGGGCAUCCUCAUCAGGGUCGCUAAGAUGAAGGUUCCAAGAUUUUACUCUAUAUCUGUGAUGGAAGAGGCAAAGAAAAAAGAUGAUUCUGCCAUGGACAGAAGCUGCCCAAUGUACUUGUAAAAAUCCCCUGUAUUCAAGUCUGUCCAUUUGUAAUUUUUUCCUGUGCUAUUUGUUUAGCAGCCUGCUUGUUUGUGUGGUGACACAGUGUUUGUACUGUUUGAACAGGAAAAAAAAGUUUGAACAGGUCGAGGGGUUUAUAUGUGGAGGUGGAACUGAGCUGUGGCCCUGGUGUCCGCUCUGGUUAAACAUGGAGACAGGGGGAGCAGUGUCCAGGUCUCUGACUUCCAAGACAGUGGAGCUGGCUGCUGUGUAGGUGGGGCGCUGGUACAUGGGAAGCUGGUGGCUGUGGGGGAGGUGCUUGUGCUCGGGGGGCACGGGACAUCUUGGCAGGCCGGGCUGGUGAUGACGGCUGUGGUGGACGGGUUGGUGGUGACUUGGUGGCAGGUGAUGCUGCCUGUGGUUCAUUGGGCCCUGGCAGCGGUGAAUCCUUUCACAUUCAGUACAAAAUCACAAACAUAAAUAAAUACAAUUCUAUGAAAGACAAAGUCUCAUCUGUACAGAACAGUAUGAUAAAUUAGUCAAUGGCCAAAGCAUGUUUUCAAAGUGUGAAUGGAAGUGAAAAAAUAUUACAUUAGUUAUUACAUUAGCUUUCAAAAGGAGAUCACAUAGAUUAGCCUACAUGUGUGUGAUUUGGAUAAAGAGAUAGGUCAGAGAUACAGUACAUUAGUUUUGGGGAAUUUGACUGUUUUUCCCACUACCCAGUGUCAGAAACUACUACAUGCAUACAUAGGACAGACAUUUUUUAUGUAUUUGGUGUAGUCUGAAGUAAUGAAGUUGUUGAGUGUCUGUGGUAUCAUAUAACAUAAUCAUGAUCCAAGAAUUGCGCAAAACUAAGCAAGUAAAAUAAAUGGGGGUGAGGGGACGCCUUUUUCUUUUUCUGAGGAGAGGCCCAGCGUCUCAGACUUUGAAAACCUCUGAUAUAUACUAUUUAAAAGUGAACCUCACUUUUACAGAAAGAAAUAACUUAUACAGAGUAAACCUUUAGUAAUGGACAGUCAAUUUUGUCAAAGUUUGACUUACGUAACUUUUUUUCUGCCAAGAUGAUUUAGCUUAGCAUGAAGUGCACUAUUACUGUGAUAUUGCAACCAAGGUUUUUGUAAAAUAAAUACACUUACCCAUCUUCAAAUGGAUCCCUAUUAUUUUGGUAUUCCUCUUCAUCUUCAGAAUCAAACCCUUCAGGCUCUGAAACUCCUCCCUCAUUCUCAUCACUGCUCUCCAAAAUUACUGCUAAAACUUCGCUAACUGUGUACUUCUUCGCCAUUUUCUCUCCUUGUCUUCUUUUCUUAUGUGUGUUUUUUCUCAGACCUUCUCUAUCCUCUCCAUGUCAACUCAUUGAAAACUGCAGUGUUUUUCUGCAGUGUAAG